This is a messenger RNA of Alosa alosa (allis shad), 1445 nucleotides long. It is a transcript of the gene ddx39aa, whose product is annotated as DEAD (Asp-Glu-Ala-Asp) box polypeptide 39Aa. The transcript is spliced from 10 exons. Gene Ontology annotation, molecular function: RNA helicase activity; RNA binding; ATP binding. Gene Ontology annotation, biological process: mRNA splicing, via spliceosome; mRNA export from nucleus. Lineage: Eukaryota; Metazoa; Chordata; Actinopteri; Clupeiformes; Clupeidae. Bases 81 to 1364 code for a protein of 427 amino acids. The record is from RefSeq and is a predicted model, not a curated record.
GAAAACGAUAAACUUGGCCUGUCCAUGUGAAGCAUAGUAGCAGUCUGAAGUCGCGUUUGAAGGAAUACAACACAGAAAGCAUGGCCGAGAACGACGUUGAGACUGAGCUGUUGGACUACGAGGACGACGAAGAGCCGCAGACCGCCCCGGAGAGCGUGACCCCCGCGGGCAAAAAAGAAGUCAAGGGCUCCUACGUCUCCAUCCACAGCUCCGGCUUCCGCGACUUCCUGCUCAAACCAGAACUGCUCCGAGCCAUCGUCGACUGCGGGUUCGAACAUCCAUCAGAAGUCCAGCACGAAUGCAUUCCUCAGGCCAUUCUUGGUAUGGACAUCCUUUGUCAGGCCAAGUCAGGUAUGGGCAAAACAGCUGUGUUUGUACUCGCCACCCUGCAGCAGAUCGAACCCGUUGAUGGACAGGUGGCCGUGCUGGUGAUGUGCCACACGCGCGAGCUGGCCUUCCAGAUCAGCAAGGAGUACGAGCGCUUCUCCAAGUACAUGCCCACGGUCAAGUGCGCCGUCUUCUUCGGCGGCCUCUCCAUCAAAAAGGACGAGGAGGUGCUGCGCAAGAACUGCCCGCACAUCGUGGUGGGCACGCCGGGCCGCAUCCUGGCACUCGUCCGCAACAAGACGCUCAACCUGAAGACCGUCAAGCACUUCGUGUUGGACGAGUGCGACAAGAUGCUGGAGCAGCUGGACAUGCGGCGCGACGUGCAGGACAUCUUCCGGCUGACGCCCCACGAGAAGCAGUGCAUGAUGUUCAGCGCCACGCUCAGCAAGGAGAUCCGGCCCGUCUGCCGCAAGUUCAUGCAGGAUCCCAUGGAGGUGUUUGUGGACGAUGAGACCAAGCUGACUCUGCACGGCCUGCAGCAGUACUACAGCAAGCUCAAGGACAGCGAGAAGAACCGCAAGCUCUUUGACCUGCUCGACGUGCUGGAGUUCAACCAGGUGGUGAUCUUUGUGAAGUCGGUGCCGCGCUGUGUGGCUCUGUCCCAGCUGCUGGUCGAGCAGAACUUCCCCGCCAUCGCCAUCCACAGGGGCAUGGAACAGGAGGAGAGGUUGUCACGGUAUCAACAGUUCAAAGACUUCCAGAGGAGAAUCCUGGUGGCCACCAACCUCUUUGGCAGAGGGAUGGACAUCGAACGGGUCAACAUCGUCUUCAACUAUGACAUGCCUGAGGACUCGGACACCUACCUGCACAGGGUGGCGCGUGCGGGUCGUUUCGGCACAAAGGGCCUGGCAGUCACGUUUGUGUCGGACGAAACAGACGCAAAAAUUCUGAACGACGUGCAGGACCGGUUCGAGGUGAACGUGGCCGAGCUGCCAGAGGAAAUUGACAUCUCCACCUACAUCGAGCAGUCCAGAUGAGGUGUCCAACACCCCCCACCUCCUGGUGGUCCCUGCAGAUUUCCGUUGUCUCCACCAAUCUCUUUUUUUUUUUUUUUUUUU